Sceloporus undulatus (fence lizard) is the source of this 950-nucleotide messenger RNA. RefSeq names its product lanosterol synthase-like. Gene Ontology annotation, molecular function: lanosterol synthase activity. Gene Ontology annotation, biological process: triterpenoid biosynthetic process; cholesterol biosynthetic process. NCBI's taxonomy places the organism in Eukaryota, Metazoa, Chordata, Lepidosauria, Squamata, Phrynosomatidae. Bases 1 to 771 code for a protein of 256 amino acids. The transcript has 7 exons. Gene Ontology annotation, cellular component: lipid droplet. The record is from RefSeq and is a predicted model, not a curated record.
AUGAGAAAUGUUGAUGGUGGAUUUUCCUCCUUUGAAACCAUGCGUGGAAGUGCCCUUCUGGAGAUGAUAAAUCCUGUAGAGCUUUAUGCUGGCUGUUUGGUAGAUCAUACUGUUGUGGAAUGUACAUCAUCAGUAAUGAAGGGACUCAGACAUUUCCAGAAGAGAUUCCCAGAUCACCGGGCAGAUGAAAUCAGUGACACUCUUAAUCAAGGUUUGCAGUUCUGUCGCAAUACACAGAGAGCAGAUGGCUCCUGGUAUGGGGUAUGGGGCUUGUGUUUCACAUAUGCCACCUGGUUUGGGCUAGAAGCAUUUGCAUGUAUGGGACACAUUUACCGUGAUGGGUUGGCAUGCAAGGAGGUGAUCAAAGCUUGUGAGUUCUUGGUUUCCAAGCAAAUGGCAGAUGGUGGUUGGGGAGAGGAAAUAGAAUCCUUCAGCCUUCACAAAUACAUUCAGCACAGUGAAUCUCAGAUCCACCAUACUGCUUGGGCUCUGUUAGGGCUGAUGGCUGUCAGAUUUCCUGAUGUUCAAGUUCUAGAAAGUGGGAUAAGAGUUGUGAUUGACAAACAGACUUCCAUAGGGGACUGGCCUCAGCAAGAUAUUGCCACAGGAUUGUUCGAGGCAGGCAAAAUCCAUUUUGAUAUAUACCGGAACGUCUUCCCUACUUUUGCACUUGCUCGCUUUAUUCGUCUUUAUCCAAGUAGUCCUGUUGCUAAACAACUUCUGAGCAGUGUAUCAGGACAUUUAGAUCAAGCUCAAACUGCAGGAUGCUGAGAAGACAUACGUCGUCAUUUGUGGGAACCUUAUUUUCUCCAUAUAGUGGAACCUUUCUUUCAUUUAAUGCCCUUUCUGAAGUACAGUAUGUGCUAGUAGUUUUUGUUAUUGUUGUUGUCUUCUAAAAGUGCCACGACAGCAUAUGAUACAAUAAAAUAUAUAUGGUUUAGUUCUCUCUC